AAUCAUAUCCUCAUUCCAACGAUUCUAGAGGGAAUCUUUUCCCUGACCCUCCAGGGGACCUCGAACCCCAGUAAGGAAACCUCACAGAGACCGGACAGGGGCAUUGAGAGACAGGGGGGCGGAACAGAUGUGUUUACUAAAGCGGAGAGGUUUGCUGCUCUUGUGUGCUCGCUGUCUGAAGACUCGGUGAGACGCACGUUGUUACAAGCUCGCACCGUGUGCAGAGUCCUCGUUGUGGAGCUGCUGGUAGUGUGAUGGGAGGAAAUUAAGUAAGUGAGAAACACUGCAGUGCCAGGAGAGACCAGUUUGGUGUUCAUGGAGCGGGGCCGGUCUGUUGUGUGGACCUGCAUGCUGGGGGCUGGACUCACCCUGGUCCUGCCUCCAGCUUCGUCCAGUACGACCUCCAAGGCCUCCCACCGACCCCCGCAGCUAAUUGGCUGUGUGUUCCAGAAUCGAGCCAAUGCCACUUGCCGCUGGGAGGCCGCAGACAUGCCGACGACGAACUACACUCUGCAAAUUCAGAAGAUGUCCGGACCUGAGCCCUUCACGACAAACAGCUCUCUGAGGACGUACAAAUGCACCACCUCUGGCACCAACUGCACAGCCAAUAUCAGCGUAUCAUCCGUGAGGUUUAUCUAUUGCAUCACCGUCACAGCGCACGGUCGUAGCCUCAACGUAUCGUCAGAUCCUCGGUGUCAGCCCGGUAGAAUUGAAGUGAUGUUGCCUCCAGUGACGUUGAACAGCGUGAGUCCAGUCGACAGGAAGCCUGAGUGUCUGAACGUUACCUGGAGCCGCACAUUGGCUGUUUUCCCCGUGGCAGACUUUGAAAUAAAAGGCGGAAAACUGAAUUCCCAAAUCGAGGUCACAGCAGUGGGGCAGCUCGAUGUCCAGGUGAACGAUGUGAAUGUGACAGACUACAGCUUCCUGGUUUGUCUCUCCAGACCCGACACUUCAUACAACGUCCGGCUCCGUCACCGCUACCAAGGCCCAGCGAGUCCCUGGAGCCCGUGGAGCAACGCACUCCAGGGACGAACAGCAGAGGACGCUCCAUCUGCAGCGCCAGCUUUCUGGAGGCAAGUGAAUGAAACAGGCAAGAAUGGCUCGAGGCUCAUCUCACUUCUUUGGAAGCCCUUGCCUCACUCACUGGCCAAUGGCAAAGUUCUCUUCUAUAAUGUGACUUGUCAGACGGACAGCGCUCAAAUUCUGAACGAUCAUAGGAGCUGCAGAGAUUUGAACCAGGCAAGUUUGUCCUGUACCCUGCUCCUCCCUGCUGAGCGCUGCUCCUGCACUCUGACGGCCUCCAACUCUGUCGGGACCUCGCCAGAAGCCCAGAUACGGUUCCUUGGAGCGACUGAGACAGAACCGCCUGCCCCGACCCAAAUCACAGCAAGUCCACUGGAUGACAACAACUUAGAUGUCAGCUGGAUGGCUCCAGUUGAUCGAUCUGUGAGCGGCUUUGUCGUGGAGUGGUUUGCUGUCAGAGAGAAAAGCAGCAGCAUCCUACACUGGGAAAGGUUGAAUAGCUCCUGUACAACGCUCGUCAUCACAGAGGGAGUAAAGCCGAUGGAGCGUUAUGCUGUUUCUGUCAGAGCGCUGUAUGGUGAGCGAGUGGCAGGGAAGAAUGGGACACUUCAUAUUUAUACACGACAAGGAGCGCCCUCAGCUGGUCCUACUGUGACGGUGCAGGAGAUCUCUGGCGGGAGAGUGGAGCUCAGCUGGAGUCCUUUGCCUGUGGAGCAGCUUCAUGGCUUCCUCCGCAACUACACACUCCACUACACCGCCGCAAACCAAAAAGCCAAGAGCGAUUUUGUGCCUGGUCAUGUGCACCGUUACUCCCUGGGGAACCUGGCGCCUGGUAACUACAACAUCUUCAUGCAGGCCAACACUGACGCUGGAGCCGGAGCAGCUGGGCCCAUCUAUAAAGUGCACAUAGGUUCUGAGGAAAUCUCCAUAGUGAUUCAUGCCGUCCUCCCUCUCAUGCUGACGUUAUUAGCGCUGGUACUGAUAGCCUGCCUGGCACAGAAUGAGAUGGUGAAAAAGAAGCUGUGUCAGUCCAUUCCUGAUCCCUCUAACAGCAGUCUGGCCUACUGGACCCCAAUAACCGCCUUGGAGAGCAUGGAGCAGCAUCCAGUACUAGAGAAGCCUGACAUUAAAUACCCUGAAGUUAUUUUGCUUGGUGAAAGUGAGCUGCAGAUCUCUGACCUGGAUCAGGCCUUUGACCUCCAAACAUAUUCCUGUCAUGAGUACUCUCCACUCCCACUUUCAGAGCCUCAGACGCCUCAGAGUAGCAGAAUAUCAGAGAACAGGAACCCAAUCAGAUCCAAGACAACCUCCGGAACCGACCUCUCCUCCUGCCCAUACUCCAGCAUCGUCUUCUCACAGACUCACAAAAAUCCUCCAUCACCGGUCCUGUUACCUACUUGUCAACAGUUCAACGACCGGCAGCACCGCAUUGUCGGCAUCAGUGACGUCGAGCUGCAGCUAGGUGGAGACGCUGAGGCGUUUGAAGGCAGGAGGGCAGGAGCACCACAAGAGGGCAGGAGCACCACAAAACUGGAUUCACCUCUUUCUCCAGCAGAUGAACUGAAAACCUUUCCUCUUUGUCUGAAAAAGCAUCAAAGCCUCAUUUCCCUCCAUGACUUCAGCAGCAUCUCUCCAUCCUCUGUCUUACUUUCUCGCACUGCUGAGCCCCCUUCACCCAAACACCUUUUUCUUCAAAGCAACUUAAACUCGCUGCUCCAGCCCGACACCGUCACUCACCCCAAUGCUCCAUCUGACGAUUUUACGUCUUUUAAUCCUCAUAUUUUCGUGGAUUUCUCCUACUGUCCUGUGGGGUGUGACCCUCACAGUUAGUUAGUUAGUUAGUUAGUUAGUUAGUUAGUUAGUUAGUUAGUUAGUUAGUUAGUUAGUUAAUUACUUAGUUAGUUUAGUUUCAACUUUCAAUAAAUAUACUCACCUCCUUUGACUCAUGGAAAAUUCCAUAAUUUUUUUGGACAAUUUUGAAUCACAGUGGAUUGUUUAUCAGAAACAGCUUUUGUAUUUUAUUUUUAAAUUAUUUUAGAUGAAUCUAAUUUAUAGAUUUUUUUUUUUUUUUUUUUUUUUUUUUUGAUGGUCUGCAUAAACAGAAAAAGUUAACGUCGCUGAAAUCCAUGUAAUUUAGCAGAAACUUUGAAUUAAUAAUUCAUAUUUUAGAUGUUGUUUGUUUAAUUGGUUCAAACAAACAAACAAAAAAAAACAUUAAAAACAAAACAAAUGUAAAAAUGACACAUUAUCUUAUCUUCGGACAAACCCAGGCGAGUUGUUAUGCUAAGCUAAUGAGCAGCUGGUUGUAGCCACAUGAGGGUGGUAUUAACCGUCUGAUUCUCAGCAAGAAAGUCAAUUACAGUCAUUAUAUUUUUAUAUGUCUUUGAUUGAUUAUGAAAGUUUCAUUGUGUGUUUUUGACAUUGCACUUCAUAUACUGUAUGUCUGAGCCCUAACUUGGAAUCCAAGGAAUGUAAAUACCACGGAACACAGGCUGCAACAUUUUCUUUUGCACACACUGUAUACACAGAUGUUUGAGAUGCCUGUUUUAUUUUUUUCUUUCAGGGCAACUUUAUUUUUGAAUGUGCUAUUGUACAGUUAAAAGCAAUCUAAGACGUACAUGAAAGCUUUAGAUUUGAGAUGUCUGGGAUUGUUGUGUGUGUGUGUGUGUGUGUGUGAAUUUUUACCAGUUUAAAUUAGAUUGCAUGGCAGUUAACAGCAUUUCUUGUCCUUGUUUAUACUUAAUAUCCAUUAUUUACUUUUUGGUCAGUGGCAGCUGCUUCUCCUCACUGAUGCAGUUUAUUAUGAAUCUUGCCCUUGACACGUUACAUCAUUUUUCCAUUAUGUAUUUGCAGUUUGGACAGGGACUUUCUGGCCUCUUUAGAGUUCUGUCAGUUGGCUCAUGUACCUUUUGAAAACUCACAUACCUCAGAUUCAGACUUCUCUUAUAGCUAAAAUGCUGCUAACUGGAAUUCAGUCUUACAAACCUUUGUAGCAGUUCUUUUUAACUAUGAUCACAUCAAAGCUGAAGCGCUAAUCAGUUGUCACUUUAUUUGUCUGAGCAUUAAUAUAUGCACUUGAAUGCACAAGAAACCAUUUUAACAUUAAAAGUACAUAUGCUGGG
Molecule: messenger RNA, 4145 nt
Organism: Seriola aureovittata
Lineage: Eukaryota; Metazoa; Chordata; Actinopteri; Carangiformes; Carangidae
Product: interleukin-6 receptor subunit beta
Exons: 15
Coding region: 316-2853 (845 amino acids)
Biological process (GO): cytokine-mediated signaling pathway
Cellular component (GO): signaling receptor complex; external side of plasma membrane; membrane
Molecular function (GO): cytokine receptor activity; cytokine binding
Source: RefSeq, a predicted model, not a curated record